CCCACAUGUCAUUGAAGCACACAACCUCUCCUGGAUCUCUGCUCCAACUAAAGCCAACUGAUAAUAUAAAAUCCCCCGCGAAGACAAAGACCCCAGAACCCAGAUCGCCGGUGGCUCGCUCGCUUGCUUGCCGACCAAUGGUGGCCGCCCAUCACGGCAGCGACCCCAAGCCGGAGCUGAGCAGCGUCUAGCCCGACGAGGAGGCGGCGAGCGCGGAGGUCCCGGGGGCCGGGGGGACGAUGGGGCCGGCGGCGGUGGCGGGGCGGCAGGGGCGGCGGACGCUGGUGCUGGUGAACCUGGCGUCCAUCAUGGAGCGCGCCGACGAGGCGCUGCUGCCGGCGGUGUACCGGGAGGUGGGCGCCGCGCUGGGCCCCACGCCCACGGGGCUCGGCGCCCUCACGCUGUACCGCUCCAUCGUGCAGGCCGCCUGCUACCCGGUGGCCGCCUACGCCGCGUCGCGCCACAACCGCGCCCACGUCAUCGCGCUGGGGGCCUUCCUCUGGGCCGCCGCCACCUUCCUCGUCGCCGUCUCCGACACCUUUUGUCAGGUAGCAGUGUCAAGAGGCUUGAACGGCGUUGGUCUAGCUCUGGUCAUACCAUCAGUGCUGUCGCUGGUCGCCGACUCCACUGACGACGACAACCGUGGUGCCGCUUUCGGCUGGCUGCAGCUGACCAGCAGCAUAGGCUCCAUAUUUGGGGGGUUCUUUGCCUUGAUGCUGGCACAAACCACAUUCUUGGGGAUCGCCGGAUGGUGCAUUGCCUUCCACCUCGUCGCCAUCGUCAGCGUCAUCGUAGGCCUUCUCGUGUGGCUCUUCGCCGUGGAUCCCCAUUUCCCCGGGAACAACACCUACGGCGGCUCGCCUGCCGCACCGAUGAGCAAAAAGUCUGCACUGGAAGAGGCGAGGGAGCUGAUCAUCGAGGCCAAGUCUAUAAUUCAGAUCCCAACGUUCCAGGUCUUCGUUGCUCAGGGCGUCAGCGGCUCGUUCCCGUGGUCGGCGCUGUCCUUCAUGUCCAUGUGGCUUGAGCUCAUCGGGUUCAGCCAUGAGGAUACUGCCAUUUUCACGACAAUCUUCGCGGUCGCCACCUCCAUUGGCGGUCUCCUUGGUGGCAAGAUGGGGGAUUUCCUCGCCCAGCGGUACCCGAACGCCGGGAGGAUCAUCCUGUCGCAGAUAAGCGCUGGCUCGGCUAUUCCAUUGGCUGCUGUUCUUCUUCUGGGGCUGCCUGAUGAUCCAUCCAGAUCCAGUGGUGUAGCCCAUGGGCUUGUUUUGUUCAUCAUGGGACUCAUCAUCUCCUGGAAUGGAGCUGCUACAAACUGCCCGAUUUUCGCAGAGAUUGUGCCGGAGAAGCAAAGAACAAGCAUUUAUGCUCUGGACAGGACUUUCGAGUCGAUUCUUGCUUCGUUUGCGCCUCCUGUCGUCGGCUUAUUGUCGCAGCACCUCUAUGGUUUCAAACCGGAUGACAAAGGGAGCAGCCCUGAACAGGACCGGGAGAACGCCGCGUCGCUGGCCAAGGCGCUGUACACGGCGAUUUCCAUACCAAUGGUAAUCUGCAGCUCCAUCUACACGUUCAUGUACCGCACUUACCCUCGAGACAGGGAGCGUGCGCGCAUGCAGUCUAUGAUUCAGACAGAGUUGGAUCAGAUUGAACUUGGGGGUUCGCAUUUGGGAUGUGGUGACGACAGGUUUGAGCUCUUUGAUUCGGUGAAUGCUGGUGAAAAAACUGAUCAGCUUGAUGGCAGUUAUGGCGCUGAAGAAUCUGCUGAGGCCGAUGCUGGCACUGAAAAACUAUUGGGAAACCAUGAGUUGUGACACAGCAAAAGAGUAUGUUUUUGCCGAUUUUAGGAAAUUGUAACACGGCGACCAAUGUCAUUCAACAAAGUGAACAUCUUUGUUUACGCUUCUACUGCUACUAUGCAACACAUCCCACUGACUUCGACA
Messenger RNA from Panicum virgatum (switchgrass), 1937 nucleotides. RefSeq lists its product as uncharacterized. Gene Ontology annotation, cellular component: membrane. NCBI's taxonomy places the organism in Eukaryota, Viridiplantae, Streptophyta, Magnoliopsida, Poales, Poaceae. The transcript has 3 exons. The record is from RefSeq and is a predicted model, not a curated record. Gene Ontology annotation, biological process: transmembrane transport. Gene Ontology annotation, molecular function: transmembrane transporter activity. Bases 240 to 1808 code for a protein of 522 amino acids.